CAUGCUUUAAUAAGACCCUAAGCCAGAUUAGAAUCUCAAAAUAUUACUUAAAUCAGAAUUUAAGUUAGAAAUACCUAUCUAGCCGAGAUGGGUUGAAAGAAUUGUUCCUUUAAAAUAUAAUUUAAUUUUUUUAUAUUUUGAAGGAGGAUCAUAUCUUCAAUAUAAUAUAGAAAAAAACAAAUUUAUGGUAGAGGGAAGGAUUUCUGAUAAAAUAAAAUUUUUCCAUGAAGUUUACACAGAGUAAUUUUUUUUAAUAAUUAAUAGAGUUUUGGUUUAUCACGAUACUUAGGAUCUUUCUCUAAAAUUAUUAGACUUAAGAGAAAAUAUAGUCAAUCCUAAUUUCUCUGUUAGAUCAAGUGACAAGAUAGAUAUCAAGAGUGAUGAAUCAAGUAGAGAAAUGAUUAUAGAUAGUAACAUAACAUUUAAUAUUUAGAAUAUCGCGUAUUCUUUCUUGAUUGUGAAGAGAAAGGAAUUAAAUAUAUGAUAACCUAGGAUUUAGAAAAGUACUACUCAAAUAAUAAUGUCUGCCAUUACACAAUAAGAGUUUUACCUCUUGAAUAUGAUCCUUAAACAAAAUUUGAUUUAUAACCUAUUGCAAAAUAUGAUUAUCCUAAUAGUCUUGGAUAAACAGAGUUAUACUUUUGGUUAGUAGAUAAAGAAACUAUAGCUGUUUUUGGAUAAGACACUGACCAUAAUAAAUCUGAAAUACUUUUAAUAAAACCUCAUUUAGCUGAAAAGGCCUUUUAUAUUGUUCAUACAUAAUUUGCUUGUUCAUACACAAUCUUGAACGUAUCAAAUUGGGUUAACCCACAUCAAGUGGCUAUUUGGGUCAAUUGUAAUGAUGGUACCACAAAACCAAGCAUUUUUACUUUUGACUUAAGAAAUUAUUAUGAUGGCAUAAAUUGGUUACCUGAACCUGAAUUUACAUCAACUUUGGUAAUUAUUUAAACAUAUUAAUCAAUUAGGCUAGAGAUGAAUAUAUUAAUGAUGAACCAACAGUUUUUAUGGAUAUUUAUCAAUUUAAUUUAGAUUCUACUUAUGCAAUUCAAAUUAGACAAGUUGGAAAUGAAGCCAAAAUAUCUAUUAUCAAUUAUGAAAAUGUUUAAAAACCAGAGAUUAUUAAUGAAGUUGCUGUUGAUUAGUUUUGGAUUGUACCAUCUGCUGACCAUUCUUACAUUCUACUUUAUAAUGAUAUGGCGUAAGCAUAUAUGUCUUAUUCUUAGAAUUCAAGAUCGAAUUGUCAAGUUCUAAAUUUUGUUUCCAGCUGAUGCAAGACAUUAAUUAUUACAAAUUAUUGAAAAAGCAAAAGUCAUUGAAAAAUAUGGUAUCAAUAAUGUUGAAGAAAUAUUUGAAUUCUAUUAAUGAGU
Molecule: messenger RNA, 1367 nt
Organism: Paramecium pentaurelia
Lineage: Eukaryota; Ciliophora; Oligohymenophorea; Peniculida; Parameciidae
Source: the annotation of a GenBank genome assembly